AUGCAUUCCAAGAUCAUCGUUGCUCUUGCUCUGGUUGCUGCCGUUGCUGCUCAAUCUCAAUACGGCCAUCAGCACUAUCACCACGAAGAAGAGCAUCACGGACCAGUGCACUAUGAGUACCACUACGAUAUCCACGAUGACCAUACUGGCGAUGUCCAUGGACAGAAGGAGGCCCGUAAGGACGACUCUACUCAGGGCGAAUACUAUCUGAUCGAUGCCGAUGGCCACAAGCGUACCGUCACUUACCACGUUGAGGGUAAGAGCGGAUUCAUUGCUGAAGUUCACCGGGAACCAAUCAAGGGAUACCAGGCGCCCCAGCCUCAGCACCACUACCAGCCACAAUACCAUCAUCAGGCACCAGCCCAUCAAAACUAUCACCACUAA
Molecule: messenger RNA, 384 nt
Organism: Anopheles moucheti
Lineage: Eukaryota; Metazoa; Arthropoda; Insecta; Diptera; Culicidae
Product: larval cuticle protein A2B-like
Exons: 2
Coding region: 1-384 (127 amino acids)
Cellular component (GO): extracellular matrix
Source: RefSeq, a predicted model, not a curated record